Molecule: messenger RNA, 1116 nt
Organism: Malassezia globosa CBS 7966
Lineage: Eukaryota; Fungi; Basidiomycota; Malasseziomycetes; Malasseziales; Malasseziaceae
Exons: 1
Coding region: 1-1116 (371 amino acids)
Source: RefSeq, a predicted model, not a curated record
AUGGACCAGCGUGGUUUUCGUCAGUUGCUUGCGUCCAGAAGUCAUGAGCCCCGACGGGAUGAAUCCAACUACGCGGUGCACAAUACCACUGACAGCGAUGGGAGUGUAUCUAUGAUGCAGCCACGAAGCGUGUUGUUGAAUCGUUCAAGCGAGUCGCGGCAGGAACAAUACAAGCAAAUGCUGGGUGCCGAGGAAGCGGCAUCUGGUCGCACCAAGGGGCUUGACUUUGCUCUCCUAGCAAAGCAAAAGGAACUCAUGGCCCAGUCUAGUGAACCACAGGAGGUCGACUUGGACGCUGCUUUCAUGGAGGGACAGCACACAGCCCAGGCCAACGCCAAUGCCGAAGCGCAAGCGGCAGAGUAUCGAGCCAAGUUUCGCAAAGUAGCUGCGCAUCCAGAAGCACCUGAUAUCAUCUAUGUAAAUGGAAAGCGGAUGCGCAAGAAGAAAAAGAAGAGCCUGGAUCCACAGCCUGUCUCGGAGCCUCGCCACAGCAAUGCCGUGCCAGAUGAUGUGCCACCAGUAGAUGAGAAACAGCGAGGUGAGAAGCGCGCAUCACGGGAUGAGCGAGUCACAGCGCCAUCGUCCAGCGGUAUCGAUGCGUCGCAAGCCAAUGAACCAACUCGGGCGUCGCAGUCCGCUGUGUCUACCGGGCACAUGGACAAGAGCCGCUCUGGAGAAAGCGACGAUGAUGCAGCUGACAUUUUCGAUGAUGCCGGCGUUUGGAAUGGCUUGUCUUCCGAUGAUGAACACACGCCGGCGCCAACGAGCACUACGGACAAGGCAUCUACUUCUCUGCAUGGAACAUGCACUGACUGGUUCAGACAGGGUACAUCAACACGAUCGGACCUGCCAGCGCAACCAUCAUCGUCUGAUCCCGAAACCGAUACGGUGCCCGCCCCCGACCAAAACGGCCCGAGCGUGCCGGCGUCAACCGCUGGCCCACAGCGUCUUCAGGGACUCAGUUCAUCUGCGCUCCCAUCCGAAUGGAGCCGAUGGCUUCUUGAUCGAGAAGAAAAAAAGGCCCGCCAUGCCAGUUCUGAGCAGGAGCAGGCCGUGUCAGCCCCACGCAAGCGACGACGCAGCCGUAAAGGCCGAGGUGAUGGCGACAGUCCAUAG